Messenger RNA from Phalaenopsis equestris, 850 nucleotides. Its product is annotated as nifU-like protein 3, chloroplastic. Gene Ontology annotation, biological process: iron-sulfur cluster assembly. Lineage: Eukaryota; Viridiplantae; Streptophyta; Magnoliopsida; Asparagales; Orchidaceae. The transcript is spliced from 3 exons. Gene Ontology annotation, molecular function: iron ion binding; iron-sulfur cluster binding. Bases 76 to 768 code for a protein of 230 amino acids. Gene Ontology annotation, cellular component: mitochondrion; chloroplast stroma. The record is from RefSeq and is a predicted model, not a curated record.
GUCACCUCUCGAUACCUGGCCACCAACCUAAUCUCCUAAACAAGAAAUCAAACUAGAGGGAGAAAAAGAGAAAGGAUGGAGUUACUCUCAGCCCAAGUGCAGGGCAUGCCCUCCGCAGCAAAGACGACGGCUUCAUCCACUUCGUCGGAGAAAUUUACUUAUUCCUCACCCUCCUCCUUCUCCCAGUUCAUCUCUUUGUCCACUCAGAAUUCCUUCUCCAAAGGCCAAUUCAGCACCUCCCCCCUUCUCCGGCUCUCUCCACGCCUUAGAACAAGAGAAAGGACAGGAUCCCCCAUCUGUGUUCUGCCACUGACUGAAGAGAAUGUUGAGAUGGUAUUGGAUGAGGUGCGGCCAAGCCUGAUCGCAGAUGGAGGGAAUGUGGCUCUUCAUGAAAUUGAUGGCCUUGUUGUGGUGCUGAAACUUCAAGGGGCUUGUGGCUCAUGCCCGAGCUCGACCAUGACACUGAAGUUGGGGAUUGAGACUCGGCUCAUGGAUAAGAUACCAGAGAUUAUGGCUGUUGAGCAAAUUCUUGAUACGGAGACUGGGCUAGAACUCAGUGAGGAAAAUGUUGAGAAGGUUCUCUCAGAGAUAAGACCAUACUUAGCAGGCACUGGAGGAGGUGCCCUAGAACUACAUAAGAUCAAUGGCUACAUUGUAACAGUCAGAUUGAGUGGACCUGCAGCUGGAGUCAUGACUGUAAGAGUAGCUCUUUCUCAGAAACUGAAAGAAAAGAUACCUUUGAUUGCAUCAGUUCAUCUUAUAGAAUAACAUACUUGAAUCAAGGUUUUUGAUAAAUUUAUAUAUUCUGUACUGUACAGGCUACUUUAUUUAAAGCAGAAAUCCUUCUGUC